Messenger RNA from Coregonus sp. 'balchen', 6834 nucleotides. The record is from the annotation of a GenBank genome assembly. Lineage: Eukaryota; Metazoa; Chordata; Actinopteri; Salmoniformes; Salmonidae.
AUGUUGAACAUGGAAAGGAAAACGUUUUGUAGGAGAUUGUGUGCUGUACUAUUCUUUACAAACUGUGUUUCAGGUGAGUCAAAAACACCACGGGCAAUUCAAAUCUAGGCUAGCCUACAAUACUAAAAGCUGGACACUAGACAAAUAGUAUAGACGGGGUUUAGCUGAAAACAAUGCACACGCGUCAAUGGGGCAGAAGUCCAUGUGUUGUUGUGAUUCAGGAUGGUCAGUGACCGUGUUUACCUGCGCACAGUAUCCCGGAGUGUAGCUCAAAUCCCGUUUAAUAGCGAAUAUCCCGCUUUAAGGUUUUAUUCGGGAUAAACUGUUUACAUACACCUUUGAUAUCCGCUCACGAGUAUCCCUGUACCAUAAAUAAAAAAUACUCCUAAUUUAAAUUCAUGUGGGGAUAAAUGUAAUAGUAACUGAAAUCUGACUGACUGUAGUCCUAUAACCUCUCACAUGUAGCCUAAUAUGAUAUUAACUCCUGCAGAAAUAUGCAUUUGUUGCAGUAAAAUGGUACAUCAAAGGUUAAUUUUGUCUCGGGAACAGCAGCGGAUAAAUAUUUUUUUACAUCUACAUUUUAGUCAUUUAGCAGACGCUCUUAUCCAGAGCGACUUACAGUAGAGUGCAUACAUUUUCAUAUAUAUAUAAAUAUCAUUUUCGUAUGAUUUCUUUCUUUCAGCAUCUCUUGAGAAAAUGCGAAUGUGAGUGGAACAUGUUGUUAUCUUUGACACUGUUGUGCAAGUAGACAGUAUUUCAACCACAUACAAUAUGUACCCAAGAUAAACUGAAGUCUUAUCAGAAACGUGUUUCAUAGUUCUCAGAUUUUCAUUCCCUUAAAACUGAUCAAACUGAUAACAUUUGGACAUUUCGCACAGGACCAGUCUUUCCACUGUUUUGGAGUUAUUGCAUUUUUUCCCGGUCCCUAAAUGAAACAGACAACUUUAGCAGCGUUAACUACAUUACUAAUGCACUCAUUCUAUCGAAGUAAGACAUUAUUCUGGUGAGCACUACUUUAUUUAGUCUUCUGAGGAAACAAGUUAUGACAGAAGAGAAGCUGCAUGUAUCUAACUAUAGUUGACAAACAAUGUCCUACCGAAUGUCGGAAAUUAUAUUAUGGCCUACCAAAUGUCGGAAAAUAUAAGCAGAAACUUUUCUAAAUUAGGGGUGAAAGUAGCCUAAGCAAGUAGGCUAUAAGGUCCAGUACAGAGUAUCAGCAAAACAAAUGAUUAUUAUGGAACUUUUAUGGUGGAUUGAACUGCUCAGGUAGUCUACUUUUUGAAGUAAUUUGUUUGCCAAUCAGAUGAAAACAUCAUCACAAGACACUCAUGAUAUGCGAAACUGAAUAAUAACGGGAUAUUGGUGUGCAUGUAAACGUGGUCAAUGACAAGAAGCUGCCAUGUGGAGAAUCAGGUGGCUCGUUUCACAUCGUUUUAUCUUGUUCUUGGUACCAGGUAUUGUUUGAGGUGUUUCGACUGAUGUCAUGUCUAUGCUAAUAUGUCUAAAAUUCGCUAGCUAGCUAACUAACAACUGCAACAAUGUAUUUGAGAGACAACAAGUGCUCAUCGUGCACAUGUAUUUAGGUUUUCAAUCAAACAUUUGUAGACUAAAUAUAGUUGACAUGUUGUCAACAACCUAAGCCAACCCUGUCUGUUUUGCCCCGUAGUUGCUCACCGUCGGUUUCGUUGCUGAACAACCCACGGGUCUAUUUGGAUAAAUCACAUACUGCAUUUAAAAGCCACAAUGUCCUAAGUGUUUUGUUGGCAACUUCUUGGAUCAGCCUGGCUUAGGACAGGCACUAUCCCCUGUGACCCUCUCAUGCAAAGACACACUGUCCUAAUUAUUUCAGUUUCACUCAUUGUCAUUGUCUAACAUUACAUGUAGGUAACUGAUCUCGUUCUUCAUGUAGGUAACUGAUCUCGUUCUUCAUUUAGUUAACUGAUAUUGUUCUUCAUGUAGGUAACUGAUCUCGUUCUUCAUGUAGGUAACUGAUCUUGUUCUUCAUGUAGUUAACUGAUCUCAUUCUUCAUGUAGUUAACUGAUCUCGUUCUUCAUGUAGGUAACUGAUCUCGUUCUUCAUUUAGUUAACUGAUAUUGUUCUUCAUGUAGGUAACUGAUCUCGUUCUUCAUGUAGGUAACUGAUCUUGUUCUUCAUGUAGUUAACUGAUCUCAUUCUUCAUGUAGGUAACUGAUCUCGUUCUUCAUGUAGGUAACUGAUCUCGUUCUUCAUUUAGUUAACUGAUAUUGUUCUUCAUGUAGGUAACUGAUCUCGUUCUUCAUGUAGGUAACUGAUCUUGUUCUUCAUGUAGUUAACUGAUCUCAUUCUUCAUGUAGUUAACUGAUCUCGUUCUUCAUGUAGUUAACUGAUCUCGUUCUUCAUGUAGUUAACUGAUAUUGUUCAUGUAGUUAACUGAUAUCGUUCUUCAUGUAGGUAACUGAUCUCGUUCUUCAUGUAGGUAACUGAUCUUGUUCUUCAUGUAGUUAACUGAUAUUGUUCUUCAUGUAGUUAACUGAUCAUGUUCUUCAUGUAGUUAACUGAUAUUGUUCUUCAUGUAGUUAACUGAUCUUGUUCUUCAUGUAGGUAACUAUCCCAAGGCACAGAACGUUUCCUGGUUAUCUAUCAACUUCAAAACACUGCUUAUGUGGGAUCCUAAACCUUCCAACUAUUCAUACACUGUUGAAUAUUCUGUGUAAGUAAAUCAUUUACAUGCUCAUAUUACAGUUUAUUGCACUUACAGGAAGACCGAACAAGUGCAAUCAUUCCAUUAAAUUGCCAAGUAGUGUAUUUAUUUGCCACUUCAAUUAUUAUUAAAUGAAAAUGGAAAAAUCUCAGUUUCCUACAUAUCAGGUAAUUACGAAAUGCUACAUUACUUCCUACUUCUAUUCAUGAAAUGAAAUGAAAUGUCUCCAUGAAAUAUAAAAAAGACGGUGCCUAUAAUCCCAUGAUCAAGAGGAGGUCGGCACUAACCUAUUCUUCCCAGACUCAGUCUCUGAUCUUGAAGAGCCAGGUCGAUGUGUUGGAGACUCCGUCUCUGAUCUUGAAGAGCCAGGUCGAUGUGUUGGAGGGCAGUAGGAGGGAGAAUAAAUACUAAUCUCUGUUUAAUUGAAGUACAAUGUGUGUGACGUGGUGCAAUGAGUUCAAGAUUAUAACUCAAAUUCAAAGAUUACAAUUUGGUACUUUCUUAGUGUUCAACUAAGCAUUUCACUGUUAGUUUACACCUGUUGUCUACGAAGCAUGUUACAAAUACAACUUGAUUUGAUUUGAGAUGCUAAUCCAGACCUAACGCAACAAAACAAACAUGUUUUGAAGAUAAUGAUAACCCUACUAUUACGUCUAUUUCAGUAUUGGUCAGAUAAGAGAGUGGAACCAGCACUGUAUCCGGACCAUGGAGACUCAGUGUGACCUGUCCAACGCUCUGACUGACCUGAAGGCCACAUACUCAGCUGAUGUCUUCUCAGAACCCCUACAUAGAGUAAACUCUGACCUCACAGAGUUCCCCCACACCAGUUCGGAAGGGUUCACCCCUUACCAAGACAGUAGGUACUCCAGCAGUAACUGACUACAGUCAUACAGUGACAUAUUUUCCACAUAAAUCAUUGGGAAAAAGAGGGUUCUUCUAUAAAUCACUGGGAAAAAGAGGGUUCUACUAUAAAUCACUGGGAAAAGAGGGUUCUUCUAUAAAUCACUGGGAAAAGAGGGUUCUUCUAUAAAUCAAUGGGAAAAUAGGGUUAUUCUAUAUAUCACUGAGAAAAGAGGGUUCUUCUAUAAAUCACUGGGAAAAAGAGGGUUCUUCUAUAAAUCACUGGGAAAAAGAGGGUUGUUCUUUAAAUCAUUGGGAAAAAGAGGGUUCUACUAUAAAUCACUGAGAAAAGAGGGUUCUUCUAUAAAUCACUGGGAAAAAGAGGGUUGUUCUUUAAAUCAUUGGGAAAAAUAGGGUUAUUCUAUAAAUCACUGGAAAAAGAGGGUUAUUUCUAUAAAUCACUGGAAAAAGAGGGUUCUUCUAUAAAUCACUGGGAAAAAGAGGGUUCUUCUAUAAAUCACUGGGAAAAAGAGGGUGUAACUUUCUUUAAUUUGUAGUUCAACAGCAUGCCAGUGUCACCAAGUGGCGCCAGGUGUGACAAGCAAGCAUGUCAACCUCCGGUGUUAUUUCCCUUCCAGCGCUUAUAGGCAGACCUGAGUUCAAGAUUGAGGUGAGCAAAGACAAGAGGAAGAUCACCCUGUAUGUAAAAGACCCUCCCAUAGCCCUGUUCCACGAGCAGAACAAACUAAAGACCAUGCGGGAUGUCUUCGCUGAUGAGCUGCAGUACAAAGUCACCUUUGGGAAAGCAACAAGCACGGGCAAGGUAAGCUCAAAGGGGAGGACAAUAACAACACUAGAGAGUCAUAUUUACAGUUCCUCAGAGUACUCUAGGGCCCGGGGCCGAACCCAGUGAGAUAGAGGACAUGUCUCAAUGGUGUAGGUUCCUCAAAAGGAGCCAAGUCAAGGAAUGUAAUAUGCAGUGGAUGAUAAUGAGUUCGGCAAACGCUCACUUCUGAUUAUAUUGCAUGUGUGUCAUUAAUAUAUAUAUACUAGUUUAAUGACAUUACAACAGUAUUGAACAAGUAAUAGAAAAUGAAAAUACGGAAGAAGACACAAUACAAGCCCUUCCUUUGUGUAAUCGUCCCUCUAGAAAACAAAGAUCUCUGCCAGCAGUGAGAUAGAGCUAGACAGGAGGGAUGUUGAGCCUGGGGUGAGUUACUGCUUCAACGUGCAGGCCUACAUCCCCUCCCGCAGCGCAGACAAACAGCUGGGAGAGCUCAGUAAAAGACAGUGUUCACCAGGCGCCAAUAAGUCCAUCUUUGAAGGUAAGGAUACUAGCAAUGCCAAGGUUGUGGGUUCAAGUCCCACAGGGAUCACAUGCUAAUAAUAAAUGGAUGCUGUCACUCACUUGUGUUCAUUAAGGAAAUGUGGCCCAGUGAAAAUCGAACACUUACAGUUGAAGUCGGAAGUUUACAUACACCUUAGCCAAAUACAUUUAAACUCAGUUUUUCACAAUUCCUGACAUUUAAUCCUAGUAAAAAUUCCCUGCCUUAGGUCAUUUAGGAUCACCACUUUAUUUUAAGAAUAUGAAAUGUCAGAAUAAUAGUAGAGAUAAUGAUUUAUUUAAUUAUUUAUUUCAGCUUUUAUUUCUUUCAUCACAUUCCCAGUGGGUCAGAAGUUUACAUACACUCAAUUAGUAUUUGGUAGCAUUGCCUUUUAAAUUGUUUAACUUGGGUCAAACAUUUCGGGUAGCCUUCCACAAGCUUCCCACAAUAAGUUGGGUGAAUUUUGGCCCAUUCCUCCUGACAGAGCUGGUGUAACUGAGUCAGGUUUGUAGGCCUCCUUGCUCGCACACGCUCUUUCAGUUCUGCCCACAAAUGUUCUAUAGGAUGAGGUCAGGGCUUUGUGAUGGCCACACUUUGUUGUCCUUAAGCCAUUUUGCCACAACUUUGGAAGUAUCCUUGGGGUCAUUGUCUAUUUGGAAGACCCAUUUGCGACCAAGCUUUAACUUCCUGACUGAUGUCUUGAGAUGUUGCUUCAAUAUAUCCACAUAAUUUUCCUUCCUCAUGAUGCCAUCUAUUUUGUGAAGUGCACCAGUCCCUCCUGCAGCAAAGCACCCCCACAGCAUGAUGCUGCCACCCCCGAGCUUCAUGGUUGGGAUGGUGUUCUUCGGCUUGCAAACAUCCCCCUUUUUACUCCAAACACAACGAUGGUCAUUAUGGCCAAACAGUUCUAUUUUUGUUUCAUCAGACCAGAGGACAUUUCUCCAAAAAGUACAAUAUUUGUCCCCAUGUGCAGUUGCAGACCGUAGUCUGGCUUUUUUAUGGCGGUUUUGGAGCAGUGGCUUCUUCCUUGCUGAGCGGCCUUUCAGGUUAUGUUGAUAUAGGACAUGUUUUACUGUGGAUAUAGAUACUUUUGUACCUGUUUCCUCCAGCAUCUUCACAAGGUCCUUUGCUGUUGUUCUGGGAUUGAUUUGCACUUUCCGCACCAAAGUACGUUCAUCUCUAGGAGACAGAACGCAUCUCCUUCCUGAGCGGUAUGACGGCUGUGUGGUCCCAUGGUGUUUAUACUUGCGUACUAUUGUUUGUACAGAUGAACGUGGUACCUUCAGGCGUUUGGAAAUUGCUCCCAAGGAUAAACCAGACUUGUGGAGGUCUACAAUUUUAUUUCUGAGGUCUUGGCUGAUUUAUUUUGAUUUUCCCAUGAUGUCAAGCAAAGAGGCACUGAGUUUGAAGGUAGGCCUUGAAAUACAUCCACAGGUACACCUCCAAUUGACUCAAAUGAUGUCAAUUAGCCUAUCAGAAGCUUCUAAAGCCAUGACAUCAUUUUCUGGAAUUUUCCAAGCUGUUUAAAGGCACAGUCAAUUUAGUGUAUGUAAAUUUCUGACCCACUGGAAUUGUGAUACAGUGAAUUAUAAGUGAAAUAUUCUGUCUGAAAACAAUUGUUGGAAAAAUUACUUGUGACAUGCACAAAGUGGAUGUCCUAACCGACUUAACAAAACUAUAGUUUGUUAACAAGAAAUGUGUGGAGUGGUUGAAAAACAAGUUUGAAUGACUCCAACCUAAGUGUAUGUAAACUUCCGGUUUUAGGUGCUUAUCAUUUCUCACAGUGUGUGUGUGAAUCAUCAUGCUUCCCGAUAACACUCCACUAUCCCGUUUCCUCUCCAGAAUUUGGGCUCGGUGUGAUCGCUGGGUUCAUCCUCCUGAUCAUUCUGAUCAUAGUAGUGGCUAUCGUAGUCACAGUGGUGUGCUGCCAACGCACAAGGAAAGCCAACACAAGUGGAAAAGAGGGAGUCCCACUAAAAAGUGUGUAA